UUUAAAAAAGAUGCUGAAAUUUAGGUAAACACGCCUAAAAAAGGUAACUUAACGCCAAAAUUUCAUUAAAAAAAUUCCCAAUUUAAAUUAUCACUUUAUGUAGAAAGUAAACAAAUAAAAUAAAAAUUAAACAUCAAAAUUAUUAUAAAAAAAAGAAUAAAAUCAAUAUUCAAUCUUCUAAAGAAAAUACACAGAAAAUUCCCUAAUUCAAUCUUAAAAAACAUAUGAAAGUCAAACUCCAAUAAUGAGCUAACAAUUAUUUACUAAAUAAUAGCCAUUUUCGAAACAAUUAGUUAUUGAAUAAAGCCCUAAAAUAUAUCAGAAGUAACUUGAAUUACCACAAUAUAACCGUACUUAUGCAAAUAUACAGGAUAAUUAAUAUUCUUAAUCUAAAAACCUGUAAUAAUAAAGCUAAGAAGCUUAUUUUUAAAAAUCUAAAUGCGAUAAUAUACCAUUAAAAGAUUUUAGUCGCCUUAGAUAAAAAGAAGAGACAAAAAAAAAGUAGAGGAAAUUCUUAAAAGAGUGUCUUAACAAGAAUUAGGAAACUAUCAAUUUUAACAAAAAUUAUAAUAAGAAAUACCAGAAAAAGAUAAUUUUAUACAAGAUAAAAGAUCUACAUUAAGUUAUAUAUAAAAUAUAGAAAAAUUUCCUUUAAAUAUAUAUAGAUAAAACGAAUAAAAAAAUGCAAUUUUUAAUUAAAAUUAUUAUCCAAAAAACCAAUUUUCAACCUAUAAUUAAUUAGAAUAUAUAGACUUAGAAAAUAAUUAAAAAAACAAAUCUUUUUGCGAUUUUCAAUAAUAAUAGCCUUAAUAAUAUUAAGCCCACUAAAAUGACCAUUCCUUUGAAAUAAGUCCUUGUUUAGAAAACUAAUAUAAAUCAAG
Ichthyophthirius multifiliis is the source of this 881-nucleotide messenger RNA. RefSeq lists its product as hypothetical. NCBI's taxonomy places the organism in Eukaryota, Ciliophora, Oligohymenophorea, Hymenostomatida. The record is from RefSeq and is a predicted model, not a curated record. The transcript has 2 exons.